This is a messenger RNA of Lolium rigidum, 1639 nucleotides long. RefSeq names its product ERBB-3 BINDING PROTEIN 1-like. The coding region runs from base 145 to 1413 and encodes 422 amino acids. The transcript has 9 exons. Lineage: Eukaryota; Viridiplantae; Streptophyta; Magnoliopsida; Poales; Poaceae. The record is from RefSeq and is a predicted model, not a curated record.
UUCCAUUCUAAUCCGCCCCUCGCGUGACCUCAAAGCCUCCAAACCCCUCCUCCUCCCAAACCCUAACCCUAAAACCUCCACCCUCCCGCCGCCGCCGCCGGAUUCCGCUCUCCAGCCUCCGCGCCCCCUGUUCGGAUCGAAACGAUGUCGUCGGACGAGGAGGUCAGGGAGGAGAAGGAGCUCGACCUCUCCUCCAACGAGGUCGUCACCAAGUACAAGACCGCCGCCGAAAUCAUCAACAAGGCUCUGAAGUUGGUCUUGGCCGAGUGCAAGCCGAAAGCCAAGAUUGUUGACAUCUGUGAGAAGGGUGACAAUUUCAUCACAGAGCAGACUGGGAAUGUCUACAAGAACGUCAAGAGGAAGAUUGAGAGGGGCAUUGCUUUCCCAACAUGCUUGUCUGUGAACAACACAGUCUGUCAUUUCUCCCCGCUUGCCACUGAUGAUACAGUGCUGCAAGAAAAUGAUAUGGUCAAAAUAGAUAUGGGCUGCCAUAUUGAUGGUUUUAUUGCUGUCGUGGCUCAUACACAUGUCAUCAAGGAUGGCCCAGUUGCUGGAAGAGCAGCUGAUGUUCUUGCUGCUGCAAAUACAGCUGCAGAAGUUGCUAUGAGGCUUGUUAGGCCUGGAAAGAAGAAUAAAGAUGUUACUGAAGCAAUUCAGAAAGUUGCUGCUGCUUAUGAUUGCAAAAUUGUGGAAGGAGUCCUUAGCCAUCAGCUCAAACAGUUCGUCAUUGAUGGUAACAAAGUUGUACUCAGUGUUUCCAAUGCUGAUACGAAGGUUGAUGAUGCUGAAUUUGAGGAGAAUGAAGUCUAUGCUAUAGAUAUUGUCACCAGCACUGGGGAGGGGAAGCCGAAGUUGUUGGAUGAGAAGCAGACCACCAUCUAUAAGAGAGCUGUGGACAAGAAUUAUCACUUGAAGAUGAAAGCAUCGAGGUUCAUUUUCAGUGAGAUCAGCCAGAAGUUCCCAAUCAUGCCGUUCACUGCUAGGGCGUUGGAAGAGAAGCGUGCACGCUUAGGCUUAGUGGAAUGCAUGAAUCAUGAGCUGUUGCAGCCGUACCCUGUUCUCCACGAAAAGCAAGGCGACCUUGUUGCACACAUCAAAUUCACAGUGUUGCUGAUGCCCAAUGGAUCGGACAAGGUAACAUCACAUUCACUUCAGGAAUUGCAGCCCACAAUAUCUAUUGAAGACAAUGCUGAGAUCAAAGGGUGGCUUGCUCUGGGUACAAAGUCAAAGAAGAAAGGUGGUGGAAAGAAAAAGAAAGGUAUGUAUGGCUAUCUUGGUUCUUCUGCGUUUUGUUACUCUUUGAUACAUGUAGCUUGUACUUACAGAACUUACUUUUCCCAUCUAAUAGGUAAGAAAGGAGACGCAGCAGAAGCAGCAGAGCCUAUGGAUGUUUCAGAGCAGAGCCAAGAAUAAUUCAGACUUUUUUCCUUUGCUUCCGCUGCUUCUGUACCUGCUCCUUCGCUGCAUCUGAUUGUGUUAUAUUACAUUCAGCUGUGGGAAUUUGAGUGUACUUUUUUUGAGGAGUCUGAAGAAAUGAUCAAUCCUUCUGCACACCUGUUCACUUCAAAGCACAAAUUGAUCAUUAUCUAUGGUGUGCUGAAUGUGUACUUGUCAAUUCUGCUUAUAAGUCUGCUUAACU